Messenger RNA from Hordeum vulgare subsp. vulgare (domesticated barley), 1701 nucleotides. RefSeq lists its product as uncharacterized. The transcript is spliced from 2 exons. The coding region runs from base 362 to 1420 and encodes 352 amino acids. The record is from RefSeq and is a predicted model, not a curated record. Lineage: Eukaryota; Viridiplantae; Streptophyta; Magnoliopsida; Poales; Poaceae.
CGAAUUCCUUAUUUUUAAUCCACCCCCUCACCCUCCCCUUCCGUCCCCUCCCCUCCGCCCACGAAACCAACGGCGGCACCCGCACCCAAACCGCCUCGCCUCGAUCGCCUCGGUGCGGCCGCGUCGCUCUCGCCGCCGGCUCUAGCAGCCAUCUCGAUCGAGCGCGCGCCGUUCGGGGCUCCCGGAUCGCCUCCGCCCCUCGCUGCCGCGAUUCCGGCGCGCGGGGGCGGCCCGUUCAAUCGACGGGCUCCCGAGGCCGAGUGCGCCUCGCUGCCUGUCCCCAAGGGCAAAUAAUCCAGGUCGAGGGCGGAAAGCGCCCGCCUUGGCGAGCGGGUCGUCCCGGUUCUCCGGCGGUUCGUCCAUGGCGGAGAGGCGGUCCGGCUACAGGGACGGGGACAGGGACAGGGCGGCGGGCGAGGCCGGCAGGUACUGGAGGCCGCCGCGCUCCCAGGCUCACGGUGGUGGAAAUGUCUCCGUUCCACUAUGGGAGAAGAAAUUUUGCACUGAUGCUUGUUCUAUCCCCUGGGGUAAGCUAUGCGAGGCCAAGAAAUUGAUGUCAUUGUACACAAAUAUUGUUGAGUGGGAUGAUUCAGCUGCAUUCAAGGCUUUCAAAGAUGCGAAGGACCGUUUCUGUGCUGCAUAUCAUGGUCAACCUUGUUACAUCCCAUUGCCUGACCCAGACAUGUACAUUGAUGUGGUCAACCCAGAUGAAUAUAUCGAUCCUGAGUUGGUUGCUGAUCUGGAGAGGUCACGGCGUCGUGCUCCCAGAAUUGAAAGCACCACCCCAGAUGGCUGGGACUCCUUCAUCUUCACGAACAAGCCAGUUCCGGCCACGGGAUGGGGUGAUGGGGAAACAACCAACACUAUCGGUCAGCAAUGCUCUGUGAACUGGGAUAAUCAUGUGGAACAACAGCUCCUUGAAGCAAAUUGCAAGCAAAGCUCGGGGAACUGGGACAGUUAUGUCAGUCAGCCUGCUGAAACAUUUGUUCAGCAAAGCUCAGGAAAUUGGGACACGUAUGUGGAACCGCAAGGUCAGACAAGCGGCUGGGGGGUGCCAAUCAUUCCCUGCACAUCCAGUUGGGACAUGAAUGGUGACCCGUGGAACCAUGACUAUGGCUGGGGCCCUGCAGCUAUUCAGACAGAUUCAUGGGGCGACCAGAAAGAUAGCUACUGUGUGUCUAACAGCCAGGCUCAGAGCAGCACAGAUGGGCACUGGAGACGACGAAACAACCAGUCGGGCAGGAGGAACAGCAGGAACAGAGACAGAGGGGGUCCUAUCGGCUCAAAGGCCAUGAAAUCCAAGUACCAGGCUGACGAGCAUGGCGGCGCGAAUAACGGCUGGAGGCACUGCCGGGUGAGAGAUGGCAUGCAGUACUCUUAUGAGCAGCCUGGUUAUGCCAACCAGUCGCUCGCAAUGUGAGAAGGAUGACGAAGACGCUCGAUCUUGCCGUUUGGCCGCUUUGGAGGUGCCAUUUUGCGUUGGUAAAUGUUUUAGACGCCUGUAGGUUAUGUGACGUUCCUGUAGAUAGUAAUGGUUCUGUCACGCGAUUUGCGCCUUGUGUACAUAUGUUUUGAGCCUAGUUGCCGUGUUUACUGGCUGUGUUGCAGCGCCCGUGCUGUCAACUAUUUUCAGCGUGUUUUACGCUCCGAAUCAGGUCCUAUUUACUAUUAUAAAGAUCUUAUGGCGAUCUAUUUACAGUA